AACAUCUAAAUACAUUUCAUAUUGAAAAUAAUGUUUUGAUAUGUGAAUAUUGCAAUAAACCUGUCGAAUGGAAAUCAAAAUCAACGGUUGACAAUCAUUGUAAUAGCAAAAAACAUAAGUCAAAUAAAAGUAAUUUUGAAGCUCAAGAACGUACUAAAAAACAAAUAUCCAUUCGAGAUA
Racocetra persica is the source of this 180-nucleotide messenger RNA. The record is from the annotation of a GenBank genome assembly. NCBI's taxonomy places the organism in Eukaryota, Fungi, Glomeromycota, Glomeromycetes, Diversisporales, Gigasporaceae.